AUGGGGGAGGCAUGGCCGGAGAAGCACAAGCUUGCCAAGGCUUGGGAUGGGUGUGAGAUUGCAAGGGAUCGAAUGAGGACCCAGGGAAGGCUUCUGGAUUGGCCAACGGCAGCAAGCACAGGGGUCGCUACGAAGGUCACCCUGAAGCUCAACAGAUUCGUUGUUCGCCCGACAAUGCAAAGCUGGGUCGACGUGAAGGAGAUCCACCGAUUGCUCGUACCCUCGCCAGACACCGUCAAGAUUUACGUCGACGAAUGGGGUUUGAAGAGGUUGAUGAGCUAUUGUCUUCGGAGAUACCGCACUGGAGCUUUGAACUUCCGGGAUCCAGCUCUGCAGCCCAUCAUGAGUAUCAUGAUUGCUCGGUGGGGCGGCGAUGAUCCUGCUGAUCAUGAUGACAACGAUGGCGAAGGCGAUCCAAGCGGCGGCGAGGACGACGCUGAGGAGGACGGCGAUGCUCCAAUGGCUGCUGAUGAUGGGGAGGAGGCUCCUGCAUUGGAUGUUGGGGACCCCUACGUUCUAGCCGAUGGGCUCGAGUUCCAACCAUAUUCUGAUGAUGAGUGCAAUCUUCCUGCCGAGCCUUAUGAGAUCCCUGUGCUUGGGGACGGUGUGCCUACUCCCGAGCCUUCUGAGAUCCCUGUGCUUGGGGACAUGGUGCCUACUCCCGAGCCUUGCGAGAUGCCUGUGCUUGGGGACGAUGAGCCUGCUGAGAUGCCUGUGCUUGGGGGGCCUACUCCAGACAAUCCGGAGCAUGCCGUGAUGCCGCAAAAGUUUGCCGAGAGGCGAGCCCUGAAAGCCAGUGCCAUGUGUGACCUAGCGACCCGAGCGCUUUGGACACCCAGCCCCACGACAUCUUCAUGCAGCCUCCUCCUGAGCCUCAAAGCAUUGAUCCUGCUAGUGAAGUUCGCCUGGCCCCUCCUCGUGAGCCUUUGCUUGCUGGUGAAGUUUGCCUGUCGCCUCCUCGUGAGCCUGAAAGCAAGCAUGCUGGUGAAGUUUGCCUCCCCCUUCCUCGUGAGCCUGAAAGCAAGCCUGCUGGUGAAGUUUCCCUGUCCACUCCUCGUGAGCCUGAAAGCAAGCCUGCUGGUGAAGUUUCCCCGACCCUUGAUGUUGCUGCCAGCGAAUGCAAGCCGCAAGCACUCUGGAUGCAUCAGUCCGAUCUCUGUGCAUGCAGCCGUUGCAACGGAGUCCAUCGUGCAGGUCUCGCCUCAGGAAGCCGUUGCCAAGGAGUCCACCACCUCGGCUUCCGACAAGCAAUUCAGUGUUCUGGAUUUCAAGGCACUUUCGGGACUUGCAGUUGAAGAGGUCAGCAGAACGGAUCAGUUCAAGGGCAAACGCAAGGCCGGCAAAGCUGCAGCUGAUGAUGAUGAGAUGAAAGAUGAUGAGGAGUGCCAGGAAAGCGAGGAAGAUGAUGAUGAGCCUGUGGUGAAGAAGCGACCGGCUGCCAAACGCAAGAUCUCGAAAGCCGGGGGCGAUGGAAAGGCCAAGGGACGUGGGAAAGGACGUGGGAAAGGCCGUGGACGCGGUGGGCAGAAGCCAGGCUCUUCUGCCCCCCCGAAAGCAAAGGCCAAAGCGAAGGCAGCAGGCAAGAAAGCUGCAAAACCAAAGGCGAACGGCAAAGCCGAGGAUGAGCCGGAGGAGCAGCCUGAUGAUUCACACCCCGAGGGCGCAGAUUCGCCAGGCGAAGCUACGCCCUGCAAAGCGAAGGCAGAGCCCAAGAGAGCAGGGAGACCCAAGGCGAAAGCCAAAGCAGCCGCGAAGCCGGUUGCCGAGGAAGAGGAGCCGUUCAAGGAGAAGGUGUUCGCUCGCCGUCAUCGCCCUAAUCCUCCAGACCAAUCGAUGCAAUGGCAAGCGAUCCGUGACAUCUUCGACAGCCACGUUAAGCCUUCCUUGCGAUUUCCUUCGAAACAUGAGUAUGCCUGGUACGACAAGAUCAAGCCCCUCUUGCCUGCGAACAGCACGAUCGAGGACUACCUCAAGAUUGCCCGUGACCGGGCGAAGGACUUCGUGAAGUCCGUCUCAAAGUGA
This is a messenger RNA of Symbiodinium sp. CCMP2592, 2022 nucleotides long. The record is from the annotation of a GenBank genome assembly. NCBI's taxonomy places the organism in Eukaryota, Dinophyceae, Suessiales, Symbiodiniaceae.